Molecule: messenger RNA, 16944 nt
Organism: Loxodonta africana (African savanna elephant)
Lineage: Eukaryota; Metazoa; Chordata; Mammalia; Proboscidea; Elephantidae
Gene: MUC5B
Product: mucin 5B, oligomeric mucus/gel-forming
Exons: 61
Coding region: 1-16572 (5523 amino acids)
Cellular component (GO): extracellular matrix
Molecular function (GO): protein binding; zinc ion binding
Source: RefSeq, a predicted model, not a curated record
AUGGCCCCUCCUCCAAAGCAAACAGCUCUGGGCUUCUGGACAUCCCCAGGACAGCUGGCCAACCAGGCCCACUCCCUUGGUGCCAGCAAUGAAGGUCCCUUCUCUGGCCCCCCUCAGCCUCCUGCACCCAUCCCCGGAGGGGCCAGCCCAGCUCAGCUGAGCACAGAGCAGGGUGACCACACCCAGGACUCAGGUGGCCCUGCCAACCCCGCAGGCUCUGAGUCAACACGGGGUUCCUGGAGGAAAGGAGGGCCCAUGUUUGCCCACGAACUCUGUCAUCUCCGGCCAGCGCCCACCUUGCCGCGCAUGUUUGCUGGAGGUGUGGGCAUCGCUUGUCACCCCGCUAAUCCUGAGCAAACGCAGCAGGGGACAGCCCAGGUUUGGGGCUCUGUGCGCCUGGAGAGCCUGUGUGCCCUGUUCUGCCAGACUCUCCACACAGCCAGCCCUGGUCAGUGUUCACUCCCAAUGCCUCCUGACUUCUACCAGGGCUGGGAGCUGGGCCUGAGGCAGCUGGUGACAGUGGCCUCUGGACCUGGCGAAGCGGGUUCUCUCCUUUGGGCCCAGCCACUCCUGGCCUCCAUCGACCAGCCCCCACUGGCCAGGCCUAGACAUGGCAGUGAGGGCGGGGAGGAGGAGGAGGCGGGCAGCCUGAGCACCCCAUCCCAGGGCCGGAUGCGCACGGGGAGCAGGUGUCCAGCCCGUGCUGAAACCUGUGCCACCUCGGGCCCAGUCCAGAGCCCAGAUCUGUGGGCCACAGGCAUAGCGGCAUCCGAAGACCACGGCAGUGAGAACCAUGGGAGCAGCAGCCACCUUUGCACCAGCCAGGUGGUGGAGGGCAGUGGCCGAGUGGGAGCUCUGAACCUCUGUGGCUCGGAGAGCAGCCCCAGGAUGGGCACAAGGAGCCAGUGCCCGGCACUGGCCUGGGCCCUCAUGGUCCUGCUCUCGGCACAGCAGGCAGCACAGGCCUUCCUGCUGGGUGGACACCACCUCCAGUCCAUGGGCUGGGAUCAGGGCCAGACAGAGACCCAGGGCAGUGAGGAGCCCAGCAGGAUGAGCAGGGAGGCUGUCACAGAUGGUCAGAGGAUGAAUGGCGUCCAGACCACACCCUCACCUACCCGGCGCUUGACCUUCAUCCCACCCAUCACCAUGUCUCCCAGCAUGAGCCCCCUGAACCCUGCACACAACGGGCGGGUCUGCAGCACGUGGGGUGACUUCCACUAUAAGACCUUCGACGGUGACAUCUUCCGCUUCCCCGGCCUCUGCAACUAUGUCCUGUCCUCGCACUGCCGCGCCGCCUAUGAGGACUUCAACAUCCAGGUGCGCCGAGAGCUCUUGGGCGCCAGGCCUACCAUCAGCCGCAUCGUCCUCAAGGUGGAGGGGCUGGUGCUGGAGGUCGCCAACGGCUCAGUGCUCAUCGACGGGCAGGGGGAGGAGCUGCCCUACAGCCGUGCUGGGCUCCUGGUGGAGCGCAGCAGCAGCUACGUUAAGAUCAGUGUCCGGAUGGUCCUGACCUUCCUCUGGAAUGGAGAGGACAGCGCCCUGUUAGAGCUGGACCCCAAGUAUGCCAAUCAGACGUGUGGCCUGUGUGGGGACUUCAACGGCCUCCCUGUCGCCAAUGAGUUCUACGCCCACAAUGUCAGGCUGACAGCGCUCCAGUUUGGGAACCUGCAGAAGCUGGACGGGCCCACAGAGCAGUGCCAGGACCCACUGCCCACCCUGGCUGAAAAUUGCACGAACGCUGGGGAUGCCUGCCGCCGCACCUUGCUUGGCUCUGCCUUCGCCCAGUGCAACAAGCUGGUGGACCCCGACCCGUACGUGGCCUCCUGUGCCCAGGACCAGUGUCGCUGCCCCAGCUGCCCAUGUGCCACCUUUGCCGAGUAUUCCCGCCAAUGUGCCCAUGCAGGGGGCCAGCCACAGAACUGGAGGGGCCCCAACCUCUGCUCCCAGACAUGCCCAGCUGGCAUGCAGCACCAAGAGUGUGGCUCGCCCUGCGCCGACACCUGCUCCAACCCUGAGCACACCCAGCUCUGUGAGGACCACUGUGAGGACGGCUGCUUCUGUCCCCCAGGCACGGUGCUGGAUGAUGUUACCCACUCAGGCUGUGUGCCCCUGCCUCAGUGCCCCUGCACCCAUGGUGGCCGCACCUACGCCCCGGGGGCUGCCUUCGCCACCAGCUGCAGCUCCUGCACCUGUUCGGGGGGACGGUGGCAAUGCAAGGACCUCCCAUGCCCGGGCACCUGCUCCGUGCAGGGGGGCGCCCACAUCACCACGUAUGACGAGAAGCUGUAUGAUCUACACGGGGACUGCAGCUAUGUCCUGUCCAAGAGAUGCGCUGACAGCGCCUUCACUGUGCUGGCCGAGCUGAGGAGGUGUGGCCUGACAGACACUGAGAGCUGCCUCAAGUCAGUGACGCUCAGCCUGCAGGGUGGGGACACGGUCAUCCGGAUCCAGGCCAAUGGUGCAGUGUUCAUGAACUCCAUCUAUACCCAGCUGCCAGUGUCAGCAGCCAACAUCAAGGUCUUCAGACCCUCAUCCUUCUUCGUUCUCGUGCAGACGGGGCUCGGCCUGCAGCUGCAGGUGCAGCUGGUGCCCCUCAUGCAGGUCUACGUCCGGCUAGACCCGGCCCACCAUGGCCAGAUGUGUGGCCUGUGUGGGAACUUCAACCAGAACCAGGUGGACGACUUCACAGCCCUCAGUGGGGUGGUGGAGGCCACAGGUGCCGCCUUCGCCAACACCUGGAAGACCCAGGCCGCCUGCCCCAAUGCCAAGAACAGCUUUGAGGAUCCCUGCUCCCUCAGCGUGGAGAACGAGAAAUACGCCCAGCACUGGUGUGCCUUGCUGACCCACCCCACUGGCGCCUUCGCCCCCUGCCACUCCAUCGUCAACCCUGCGCCCUUCCACUUGAACUGCAUGUUCGACACGUGCAACUGCGAGAAGAGCGAGGACUGCCUGUGCGCCGCCCUGUCGGCCUACGUGCACACCUGCGCUGCCAAGGGUGUGCUGCUGCAAGGCUGGAGGGACGGUGUCUGCACCAAGUACAUGAACAGCUGCCCCAAGUCACAGAGCUAUGAGUACGUGGUGGACACCUGCCAGCCCACCUGCCGCGCCCUCAGUGAGGCAGACGUCACUUGUGGUGUCUCCUUCGUGCCGGUGGAUGGCUGCACCUGCCCUGUGGGCACCUACCUGGAUGAUGCCGGCAUGUGUGUGCAUGCUGAGGAGUGCCCCUGCUACCUGCGCGGCACCAUGGUGGCCCCGGGCGAAGUCUUACAUGAUAACAGUGUGGUGUGCUCCUGCACUAGUGGGAAGCUGAGCUGCCUGGGAGCCCUGGAGCAGAGGAGCACAGGGUGCGUGGCCCCCAUGGUUUACAUGGACUGCACCAACGCCUCGGCAGGAAGCCUAGGGGCUGAGUGCCUGCGGAGCUGCCACACCCUUGACGUGGACUGUUACAGUACCCACUGUGUCUCCGGUUGUGUCUGCCCCACGGGGCUGGUGUCAGAUGGCAGCGGGGGGUGUGUUGCCCAGGAGGACUGCCCCUGUGUGCACAAUGAGGCCACCUACCAGCCUGGGGACACCAUCAGGGUUGACUGCAACACCUGCACAUGCAGGAACCGGAGGUGGGAGUGCAGCAGCCAGCCCUGCCUGGGCACCUGUGUGGCCUAUGGUGACGGGCACUUUAUCACCUUCGACGGUGAGCGCUACAGCUUUGAAGGCAGCUGCGAGUACAUGCUGGCCCAGGACUACUGCGGGGGCACCGCUACCACCAACGGAACCUUCCGGAUAGUCACCGAGAACAUCCCCUGUGGCACCACCGGCGUCACCUGCUCCAAGGCCAUCAAACUCUUCCUGGAGAGCUAUGAGCUGAUCCUCAUGGAGGGGCACCUGAAGGUGGUAGAGAGGGGGCCUGGUGGAGACCUCCCCUACAAGAUCCGCUACAUGGGCAUCUACCUGGUCAUUGAGAUCCGAAGUGGGCUGGUCGUGUCGUGGGACCGGAAGACCAGCAUAUUCAUCAGGUUGCACCCGGGCUACAAGGGGAAGGUGUGUGGGCUGUGCGGCAACUUCGACGGCAACGCCAUCAACGACUUCACCACGCGGAGCCAGUCGGUAGUGGGUGACGUGCUGGAGUUCGGCAACAGCUGGAAGUUCUCGCCGUCCUGUCCGGACGCCCGCGCCCCCAGGGACCCGUGCACUGCCAACCCAUACCGCAAGUCCUGGGCCCAGAAGCAGUGCAGCAUCCUCCAUGGGGCCACCUUCGCCGCCUGCCAGUCUCAGGUCGACUCCACCAAGUACUACGAGGCCUGUGUGAGCGACGCGUGCGCCUGCGACUCGGGCGGCGACUGCGAGUGCUUCUGUACGGCCGUGGCCGCCUACGCCCAGGCCUGCCACGACGCGGGCGUGUGCGUGUCCUGGCGCAGUCCUGAAGUCUGCCCCUUGUUCUGUGACUACUACAACCCCCGCGGGGAGUGUGAGUGGCAUUACCAGCCGUGCGGGGCCCCCUGCAUGCGGACCUGCCGGAACCCUAGUGGGCGCUGCCUCCUUGACCUGCCUGGCCUGGAAGGCUGCUAUCCCAAGUGUCCGCCCAGCAAGCCGUUCUUCAGUGAGGACCAGAUGAAGUGCGUGGCCCAGUGUGGCUGCUACGACGAGGAAGGAAACUACUACGAGGUCAGCUCGAAGGUGGCCACCGCUCAGAACUGCCAGAGCUGUACCUGCACCACCCACGGCAUCCAGUGCGACCACAGCCUCGAGGCCUGCACGUGCACCUACGAGGGCAGGACGUACGGCUACCAGGACGUGAUCUACAACACCACCGACGGGCUGGGCGCCUGCCUGGUCGCCAUCUGCGGGGACAACGGGACCAUACACCGCAAGGUCGUGGAAUGUUCCGGAACCCCUCCCACCACGCCGUUCGCCUUCACCACCACGGCGGGGCCUCCCACCAAGCCGUUCCCCUUCACCACGGCGGCGCCGGAGUCCACAGCAGUGGCUCCCACCGUGUGUGUGCUGGAGGUUUGCAGCUGGUCCAACUGGUACGAUGGCAGCCGUCCGGAGCCUGGGAUGGGAGGAGGCGACUUUGAGACAUUUGUGAACCUGAGGCAGAGGGGGUACCAGGUGUGUGAAGGACCGGCGGACAUCCAGUGCAGGGCAGAGCCCUUCCCUGACAUGCCCCUGGAGAAACUGGGCCAGAGGGUGGACUGUGAUCGCGCCAGGGGACUGACGUGUCUCAACCAGGAGCAGAGCCCCCCUCUCUGCCACAACUACCAGCUGCGGGUCCUGUGCUGUGCACUUGAGCCCUGCAGCCCCUCCACAACCCUGCGCACCAGCCCCCGGCCGUUCCCCAGUGUCACCACCCAGCCUGGAGCCACCACAGAAACCCCUGUGCCCACCCCCAGGGCAGAAACAUUUUCCCCCAUGUCCUUGCCCACCCCGACCCAGAUCAUCUCCACAAGAGAAACCACCCUGCAAUCGACCCCAAACUCCAAUCCCACCAGAACACUGACCUUGCAAACUCAAUCGACCUCAGCCAUGAUAACCUUAACCCAAUCGCUCACAAGCUCCAAGUCUCCAGGUGCCACCACCUGUCAGCUCAGGUGCCAGUGGACAGAGUGGUUUGAUGUGGACUACCCCAAGUCAGAGGAGGCUGGGGGUGACAUCGAGUCCUACGAUAAGAUCCGCAGAGCGGGAGGGGACAUAUGUGAGCAACCACAGGACAUAGAGUGCCAGGCUGAGAACCUCCCUAACAGUACUCUCCAGCAGGUGGGCCAGAGGGUCCACUGCGAUGCCAGCUUUGGCCUGGUCUGCAGAAACAAUGAGCAGAAAGGACCUUUCCAGAUGUGCUACAACUACAGGAUCCGUGUUCUGUGCUGCAGCCACUGUGGGGGACACACCACCAUACCACCCACCCAGACCCCCCUAGCUGGCACCACCACAGCACCAUUCCCCUCAACAGGGCCAACUUUUCAGCCCAGCUCCACCAACACGCUCACCACAUCCACCACCGGAGGCACAGGCACAGAGGCUCCCACGUCUCCCCCAGGGUCCCCUACACUUACCAGUCCAAAAGGCUCCACGUUGGUCCCUCCAACUCAUACCACCCUGCAUGCUACCACAGGGAGCAUCAGCACUUGGGGGACAUCCCAGGUGUCCACGCCAGUAUCGACAGCAAGAACAAGCCUCACUGAGCUCCCAUCAGCAGGAACAUCGCCAGGGGCCCAAAGCACCAGCUCAAAGGCAUCACAGCUAACCACGACGACAGCCACCACGGGCCAGGGGCCCACCCGCUGCCAGCCCAGGUGCGAGUGGACCGAGUGGUUUGAUGUGGACUUCCCCACCUCGGGGGUUUCUGGGGGCGACAUGGAGACAUUCGACAAUAUCCGGGCGGCUGGGGGAAAGAUGUGCAACGCGCCUGAGCAGAUUGAGUGCCGCGCGGAGAACUACCCUGAGGUGAGCCUGGACCAGAUCGGGCAAGUACUGCGCUGCAGCCUGCAGGAGGGGCUGGUCUGCAGGAACAAGGACCAGCAGGGCCCCUUCAACAUGUGCUUCAACUACAACGUGCGUGUGCUCUGCUGUGAUGACUACCAGCACUGCAGGGGCACGGAGGGGCCCACGUCCACCCCCGCACUUACCAUUACAUCCACCUCCAUGACCGAGAGGCCCACAUCCACCCCCACAUCCACCUCAAAAACGGCAGGGCCCAUGUCCACUCCCGCUUUCACCCCCACAUCCUCCUCCACGACGGCAGCCCCUGAGACCACCCCCAUCCCCACAUCCAGCACCACCACCACCAAGCCCUUUAGCUCAUCAAAGGUCCCAGAACCUUCAACCUCAGCCACCACAAACACUCAUCUGACCUCACCUGGCACCACUGAGUGGGUCACAGUCCUGACAACUUCUCAACCCACCACUGAGACCCUCACAACCACUGCUGAGACCACCACAACCACUGCCAGGUCAGCCUCACCCAGUGCACCCUCCACGUCUGCCCUGACCACCACACCAAUUGGCACGACCCAGGGAUCUAUGCCCACUUUGGAGACCACCAUCGUCUCUAGCCCCCCGACACCAGGCACCUUCACCAGCACCUCACCCACACCACCCGUCACAGGCUGUGAGCCCAGCUGUACCUGGACAGACUGGUUCGAUGAGAGCUACCCCAUACCCGGGCCCUCCGGGGGGGACUUUGAGACCUACGACAACCUGCGUGCAGCUGGCAUCACCUUCUGUGAGAGACCCGUGGACAUCCAGUGCCGCUCUGAGUCCCAGCCUCAAGUUCCACUGUCCAAAUUGGGGCAGGUGGUGCAGUGUGACCUGACCGUCGGGCUGGUGUGCCUUAACCGAGACCAGAGCAGCAGGUUCCAAAUCUGCCACAAUUACCAUGUCCGUGUCCUCUGCUGUGACAGUCACUGCCAGACCACCCCGCAUACCACCACCAUGUCUCCCACAGUGACCAGCCGAGUUCCUGGGUCCUCGUCACCCCCCAGCACUACGGCCCUGCCCUUGCCCUCCACCAGCCCCUUGACCCCCAGCACCGGCCCCACCUCAGCCCCCACCAGGUGCCAGCGCACUUGCUACUGGACAGACUGGCUGGACAGUGACCAGCCCCAGCCAGGCCGCUACGGGGGCGACAUCGAGACCUACUACCACAUCAAGGACACAGGAGGGCAGCUGUGUGAGGAGCCUGUGGCCAUUGAGUGUGAGGCCGUGCUGUACCCAGGCGUGCCGAUGGAGGUGCUGGGUCAGUCGGUGCUGUGCAAUGUGGAAUUUGGGCUCAUUUGCCGGAACCACAGGCAGACAGAGGGCCAGACCUGCCUCAACUACCACGUGCGUGUGCAAUGUUGCAAUGACUACAGCCACUGUGGGACCACAGCGGGCCCCACCACCACUCCCACCACAGUGGGCCCCAGGUCCACCGUCCCCACAGCAGGCCCCACGUCCACCACAACAGGCCCCAUGUCCACCAUCACCACAGUGGGCCACACGUCCACCGUCACCACAGCAGGCCCCAGGUCCACCACCACACCCACCCCUAUCACGGCCUCCCCCGCCACCACAGAGACCCCUGUCCACACCCGCACCUCCACCACAGCAGCCCCCAUCCCAACCUCAACAGCUACAACGGAGGUCGCCACCCCCACAACCACAUCGACCACCACCCUAACCAUAGGACCCUCAACUUCAGCCACCACACAGACUCGACCCAUCUCGCCUGGCACCACUGAGUGGAUCACUGUCCUGACCACAUAUAAGCCCACCCCUGAGACCACCACAGCCAUGGCUGAGACCCCCACAACUGCCACCAGGUUACCCUCACCCAGUGUGCCCGCCACACCUGCCCUGACCACCACACCAAUUGGCACAACCCAGGGAUCUAUGCCCACUUUGGAGACCACCAUCAUCUCUAGCCCCCCGACACCAGGCACCUUCACCAGCACCUCAGCCACACCACCCGUCACAGGCUGUGAGCCCAGCUGUACUUGGACAGACUGGUUCGAUGAGAGCUACCCCAUACCCGGGCCCUCCGGGGGGGACUUCGAGACCUACAACAACCUGCGUGCAGCUGGCAUCACCUUCUGUGAGAGACCUGUGGACAUCCAGUGCCGCUCCGAGCUGCAGCCAGACAGACCCCUGGGGGCCCUGGACCAGGUCGUGCAGUGCAAUGUCACCUUUGGGCUGGUCUGCAGGAACAGGGAGCAGCACAUGACCCCCAGGUACUGCCACAACUACCACAUUCGCAUGCUGUGCUGUGAGGACCGUGGUCACUGCCUCUCCACACCAGCAACCACAGGGACAACCCGCACAUCUGUAGUGGGAACCAGCAGGACCACCCCGCCACCCUCAACAUCUGGGACCACCAGCACCAGGACCACUCCACCACCCUCAACAUCUGGGGCCACCAGCACCAGGACCACCUCGCGAACCCCAACAUCUGGGACCACCAGCACCAGGACCACACCGCCACCCCCAACAUCUGGGAUCACCAGCACCAGGACCACCUCACCAACCCCAACAUCUAGGACAACCAUGGCCACCACACUACUCUCCAUUCCUAGCACCACCAGAACCAGGAGCACACCUUCAUCUCCCACACCACUGGCCACCAGCACUGGGAUCAGCACGUCACCCCUCACAGCUAGAGUCACCAGCACUGGGACCAUCUCACAACUCUCCACAACUAGGGUCACCAGCCCUGCGACCACCUCACAACCCCCUACAACUAGGGUCACCAGCACUGGAAUCAGCACGUCACCCCUCACAGCUAGGGUCACCAGCACUGGGACCACCUCACAACUCUCCACAACUAGGGUCACCAGCCCUGCGACGACCUCACAACCCCCUACAACUAGGGUCGCCAGCACUGGAAUCAGCACGUCACCCCUCACAGCUAGGGUUACCAGCCUUGCGACCACCUCACAACGCCCUACAACUAGGGUCACCAGCACUGGGAUCAGCACAUCACCCAUUACAACUAGGGUCACCAGCAAAAGGAGCACACCUUCAUCCUCCAUGCCUGGGGUCACCAGCACUGGAACCACCCUGCCAACUCCCACAACCAGGGUCACCAGCACUGGAACCACCCCACAACCCCGCACCCCAGAGACCACCAGCACUCUUCUGAGUACAACCCAGGAACCCACCACUGCCACUUCCAUAGCCACGUCAACUCCCAGUAUGACUCAGACCAUCACCCCCACGCUAACUACAUUGACCCCAGGACGAACAACCACUAAGUGUGAGCCUCGCUGCACCUGGACAGACUGGUUCGAUGAGAGCUACCCCAUACCCGGGCCCUCCGGGGGGGACUUUGAGACCUACGACAACCUGCGUGCAGCUGGCAUCACCUUCUGUGAGAGACCCGUGGACAUCCAGUGCCGCUCUGAGUCCCAGCCUCAAGUUCCACUGUCCAAAUUGGGACAGGUGGUGCAGUGUGACCUGACCGUCGGGCUGGUGUGCCUUAACCGAGACCAGAGCAGCAGGUUCCAAAUCUGCCACAAUUACCAUGUCCGUGUCCUCUGCUGUGACAGUCACUGCCAGACCACCCCGCAUACCACCACCAUGUCUCCCACAGUGACCAGCCGAGUUCCUGGGUCCUCGUCACCCCCCAGCACUACGGCCCUGCCCUUGCCCUCCACCAGCCCCUUGACCCCCAGCACCGGCCCCACCUCAGCCCCCACCAGGUGCCAGCGCACUUGCUACUGGACAGACUGGCUGGACAGUGACCAGCCCCAGCCAGGCCGCUACGGGGGCGACAUCGAGACCUACUACCAUAUCAAGGACACAGGAGGGCAGCUGUGUGAGGAGCCUGUGGCCAUUGAGUGUGAGGCCGUGCUGUACCCAGGCGUGCCGAUGGAGGUGCUGGGUCAGUCGGUGCUGUGCAAUGUGGAAUUUGGGCUCAUUUGCCGGAACCACAGGCAGACAGAGGGCCAGACCUGCCUCAACUACCACGUGCGUGUGCAAUGUUGCAAUGACUACAGCCACUGUGGGACCACAGCGGGCCCCACCACCACUCCCACCACAGUGGGCCCCAGGUCCACCGUCCCCACAGCAGGCCCCACGUCCACCACAACAGGCCCCAUGUCCACCAUCACCACAGUGGGCCACACGUCCACCGUCACCACAGCAGGCCCCAGGUCCACCACCACACCCACCCCUAUCACGGCCUCCCCCGCCACCACAGAGACCCCUGUCCACACCCGCACCUCCACCACAGCAGCCCCCAUCCCAACCUCGACAGCUACAACGGAGGUCACCACCCCCACAACCACAUCGACCACCACCCUAACCAUAGGACCCUCAACUUCAGCCACCACACAGACUCGACCCAUCUCGCCUGGCACCACUGAGUGGAUCACUGUCCUGACCACAUAUAAGCCCACCCCUGAGACCACCACAGCCAUGGCUGAGACCCCCACAACUGCCACCAGGUUACCCUCACCCAGUGUGCCCGCCACACCUGCCCUGACCACCACACCAAUUGGCACAACCCAGGGAUCUAUGCCCACUUUGGAGACCACCAUCAUCUCUAGCCCCCCGACACCAGGCACCUUCACCAGCACCUCAGCCACACCACCCGUCACAGGCUGUGAGCCCAGCUGUACUUGGACAGACUGGUUCGAUGAGAGCUACCCCAUACCCGGGCCCUCCGGGGGGGACUUCGAGACCUACAACAACCUGCGUGCAGCUGGCAUCACCUUCUGUGAGAGACCUGUGGACAUCCAGUGCCGCUCCGAGCUGCAGCCAGACAGACCCCUGGGGGCCCUGGACCAGGUCGUGCAGUGCAAUGUCACCUUUGGGCUGGUCUGCAGGAACAGGGAGCAGCACAUGACCCCCAGGUACUGCCACAACUACCACAUUCGCAUGCUGUGCUGUGAGGACCGUGGUCACUGCCUCUCCACACCAGCAACCACAGGGACAACCCGCACAUCUGUAGUGGGAACCAGCAGGACCACCCCGCCACCCUCAACAUCUGGGACCACCAGCACCAGGACCACUCCACCACCCUCAACAUCUGGGGCCACCAGCACCAGGACCACCUCGCGAACCCCAACAUCUGGGACCACCAGCACCAGGACCACACCGCCACCCCCAACAUCUGGGACCACCAGCACCAGGACCACCUCGCCAACCCCAACAUCUAGGACAACCAUGGCCACCACACUACUCUCCAUUCCUAGCACCACCAGAACCAGGAGCACACCUUCAUCUCCCACACCACUGGCCACCAGCACUGGGAUCAGCACGUCACCCCUCACAGCUAGAGUCACCAGCACUGGGACCAUCUCACAACUCUCCACAACUAGGGUCACCAGCCCUGCGACCACCUCACAACCCCCUACAACUAGGGUCGCCAGCACUGGAAUCAGCACAUCACCCAUUACAACUAGGGUCACCAGCAAAAGGAGCACACCUUCAUCCUCCAUGCCUGGGGUCACCAGCACUGGAACCACCCUGCCAACUCCCACAACCAGGGUCACCAGCACUGGAACCACCCCACAACCCCGCACCCCAGAGACCACCAGCACUCUUCUGAGUACAACCCAGGGACCCACCACUGCCACUUCCAUAGCCACGUCAACUCCCAAUGUGACUCAGACCAUCAUCCCCACACUAACUACAUUGACCCCAGGACGAACAACCACUAAGUGUGAGCCUCGCUGCACCUGGACAGACUGGUUCGAUGAGAGCUACCCCAUACCCGGGCCCUCCGGGGGGGACUUCGAGACCUACAACAACCUGCGUGCAGCUGGCAUCACCUUCUGUGAGAGACCCGUGGACAUCCAGUGCCGCUCCGAGCUGCAGCCAGACAAACCCCUGGGGGCCCUGGACCAGGUCGUGCAGUGCAAUGUCACCUUUGGGCUGGUCUGCAGGAACAGGGAGCAGCACAUGACCCCCAGGUACUGCCACAACUACCACAUUCGCAUGCUGUGCUGUGAGGACCGUGGUCACUGCCUCUCCACACCAGCAACCACAGGGACAACCCGCACAUCUAUACACCAGGACCACUCCACCACCCUCAACAUCUGGGACCACCAGCACCAGGACCAGACCACCACCCCCAACAUCUGGGACCACCAGCACCAGGACCACUCCACCACCCUCAACAUCUGGGACCACCAGCACCAGAACCAGACCACCACCCCCAACAUCUGGGACCACCAGCACCAGGACCACUCCACCACCCUCAACAUCUGGGACCACCAGCACCAGGACCACUCCACCACCCUCAACAUCUGGGACCACCAGCACCAGGACCACUCCACCACCCUCAACAUCUGGGACCACCAGCACCAGGACCACUCCACCACCCUCAACAUCUGGGACCACCAGCACCAGGACCACUCCACCACCCUCAACAUCUGGGACCACCAGCACCAGGACCACCCCGCUACCCCCCACAUCUGGGACCACCAGCACCAGGACCACCCCGCUACCCCCCACCUCUGGGACCACCAAUACCAGGACUGCCCCACGACCCCCGACUUCUGGGUCACCAGCACCAGGACCACACCUUCAUCCUCCACACCUGGAGUCACCAGCACUGGGACCACCCCACAACCCCCCAAAACUAGAGUCACCAGCACUGGGAUCAGCACGUCACCCCUCACAACUAGGGUCACCAGCAAAAGGAGCACACCUUCAUCCCCCACGCCUGGGGUCACCAGCACUGGGACCACAUCACAACCCCCCAUACCUGAGACCACCAGCACUCUUCUGAGCACAAGCCAGGGACCCACCACUGCCACAUCCAUAGCCACACCAACUCCCAGUGUGACUCUGACCUCGACCCUGGUGACCAUCAUCCCCACGCUGACUUCAUCGACCCCAGGACGAAUGACCACUAAGUGUGAGCCUCGCUGCACCUGGACGGACUGGUUCGAUGAGAGCUACCCCAUACCCGGGCCCUCCGGGGGGGACUUCGAGACCUACAACAACCUGCGUGCAGCUGGCAUCACCUUCUGUGAGAGACCGGUGGACAUCCAGUGCCGCUCCGAGCUGCAGCCAGACAGACCCCUGGGGGCCCUGGACCAGGUCGUGCAGUGCAAUGUCACCUUUGGGCUGGUCUGCAGGAACAGGGAGCAGCACAUGACCCCCAGGUACUGCCACAACUACCACAUUCGCAUGCUGUGCUGUGAGGACCGUGGUCACUGCCUCUCCACACCAGCAACCACAGGGACAACCCGCACAUCUGUAGUGGGAACCAGCAGGACCACCCCGCCACCCUCAACAUCUGGGACCACCAGCACCAGGACCACUCCACCACCCUCAACAUCUGGGGCCACCAGCACCAGGACCAGACCACCACCCCCAACAUCUGGGACCACCAGCACCAGGACCACCCCGCCACCCCUGACAUCUGGGACUGCCAACACCAGGUCAGCUGCUUCACCACCCACACCAGUGGCCACCAGCACUGUGGCACCACCAACAUCACUGCCGGGCACUCAGAGCUCUCAAACACCUUCGGGCCUCCCCGGCAGCCUGCCCACAUUCAGCGUGUCCACUUCAUCUAGUCCUGUCCUCACCACAUUCAGGCCCACUUCCUCGCCCAGCUUGACCUCCACCAUUCGCUGUUAUUGCCAUGCGUUCGGCACUCUCUUUUCCCCAGUUUUCUCCUCCCCAGGGGACAUUGUGUACAAUAAAACUGAUGGGGCUGGCUGCCACUUCUAUGCCAUCUGCAAUCAGCAGUGUGACAUCAACCGCUUCCAGGGCUCCUGUUCCACUACCUCUCCGCCUGCCUCCUCCUCCUCCAUGGCACCAUCCUCUACCCCCGUCACCACGCCCCAACCCUCCCCUGCUCCAGGGUGCAACCACACCACCCCUCCGCGACAGGUGAACGAGACCUGGACCCUGCCAGACUGCACCGUGGCCAGGUGCGAGGGUGACAACCACAUCAUCCUGCUGGAGCCGAAGCCCGUGGCCAACAUCACCUGUGCAAACCAGCACCAGCCAGUCAAAGUGGUGAACCAGAGCUACCCCUGCGACUACCACUAUGAGUGCGAAUGCAUCUGCACUGGCUGGGGUGGCUCCCACUACUCCACCUUUGAUGGCACCACCUUUUCUUUCCUGGGCAACUGCACCUACGUGCUCCUGCGGGAGAUCCGCCCCCACCACGGGAACCUAAGCAUCCUGAUUGACUACCAGUAUUGUGCGGCCGCUGCCGUGGGUGCUACCCGCUGCACCCGUGCCCUCCUCAUCUACUACCUGUCCAUGGAGAUCGUCCUCACCGUCACCGAACGUGGCGGGGAGAUGCACAGCCUGAUCCUGUUUGAAGGUGAACGCGUCAGCCAGGGCUUCAGCAAGAACGGCGUGAGCAUCUCCGAGACCGUGGCUGGCACCAUGGGGGUGGUGGACAUCCCUGCCAUCGGCGCCUACAUCUCCUUCAACGGGAACUUCUUCCAGGCCCGACUGUCUUACAGCCAAUUCAGCCACAACACAGAGGGCCAGUGCGGCACCUGCACCAACAGACAGGUGGAUGACUGCCGCCGGCCAGAUGGCACCAUGGCACCCACCUGCAAGGACAUGGCCCACCACUGGCUGGUCCCCGAUGGCAGCAAGGAGGGCUGCCUGGAACCAACCACCCUGCCCUCAACCACCACAUCCACCCCACCCGUGAUGUCCACUUCAUCCACUAAGCCCACCUCCACCUCAUGCCCCCCGGCCCCCCUCUGCGAGCUGAUCCUGAGCCCGAUCUUCGCUGAGUGCCAUAGCCUUGUCCCACCCAGCAAGUUCUUUAGCGCAUGUGUCAGCGAUGGCUGCCUGGGGGACCACCCAAAGUUGUACUGUGAGAGCCUGGAGGCUUAUGCUGCACUCUGCCGCACCCAGGGCGUGUGCAGUGACUGGCGUAAUGCCACCAGAGGGUUGUGCGACCUCACCUGUCCACCCACCAAGGUAUACAAGCCAUGUGGCCCUGUGCAUCCUGAGACCUGUAACUCCAGGAACCAAAGCCCCCUGAGCUCAGGGCUGGCGGAGGGCUGCUUCUGUCCCGACGGUGAGACCCUCUUCAAUGCAUACACCGGCGUCUGUGUGCCUAAGUGCACCUGCGUGGGGCCAGACGGGUACCCCAAAUUCCCAGGAGAUCAGUGGUUCAGUAAUUGUCAGGCCUGUGAGUGUGAGAAGAGCACGGUGACUGUGCAGUGCAGGCCAGUGCAGUGUGAGGCCCAGGAAGAGCCCAGGGAGUGCAGCCGAGCUGGCUUUGUGAAUGUGAUCAGGCCCCGGGCCAACAACCCAUGCUGCCCCGAGACCCUGUGUGUCUGCAACACGACAGCCUGCCCCCAGGACCCGCCCAAGUGUGAGCCAGGCUUUGAGCUGAUUCGAACCCAGGAGCAGGGUGGCUGCUGCCCUACUUUCCACUGCUGGCCUCAGUUCUGCACCUACAAUGGGACCUUCUAUGGGGUUGGAGCAACCUUCCCAGGGGUCAAGUCCUGCCACACAUGCACCUGCCUGUCAAGGGGCACUGAGGCCCCAGAUGUGCUGUGCGAGGAGGAUGCCUGCAAUACCACCUGUCCCCAGGGCUUCCAGUACAGGAAGGCGACCGGGCACUGCUGCGGAGACUGUGAGCCCAUUGCCUGCCUCACGCCCGACAGGCAGCCGGUGCAGCCCAACGACACGUGGGUCAAUCGCAGCGUGGACAACUGCACGGAGUACCGCUGCGAGGCCGUAGAUGGGCGCCUCGUGUUGGUGCCGCAGCCAGCACCAUGCCCGGAGGUGUCGACCUGCAGGGGGGUUCUCCGGAAAAGUGGGUGCUGCUACUCCUGUGAGGAAGUAGACAAGUGCCAAGUGAGAGUCAACAGGACAGUCCUGAGGCACCGCGACUGUGAGACCGAGGCCGCUGUCAGCCUCACCUUCUGCGAGGGCUCCUGCCCCGGGGUGUCCAAGUACUCGGCGGAGGCGCAGGCCAUGGAGCGCCACUGUGCCUGCUGCCAGGAGACCAGGACGCACGAGGAGGCAGUGACCAUGUGGUGUCCUGACGGGACGCGAAUCUGGCAUACCUACAUCCACGUGGACGAGUGCAGCUGCAGCCUGUCCUGCGUUCCCACAACUGUGCCCCAGGCUCCCAUGGACAGCUCUACCCUCUCAUAGAGGCCCCACUGCCUGACAACAGAGUGCCCCCUGGAGCCAGAACAUGUUUACCACGGACACCUCAGGGGCUGCUCCUAGAGCCCACCUAACCUGCUGGGCUCCCACUGCCCUUCUUCAGAGCCCCUCCCCCAUGUCCCGACCUGGACUUACUCUUUCCUGGUGACAGAGGGACACCUGGAAGCAAAGCUGAGCAUCCUCCACAGGCACCCCCAGUGCAGGCAGCAAGUGCCCAUGGCUUCCCUGCCAGCCACGGCCACCACAGAGCAGACCGAACGCCUGCCCAGGCAGGGGGCCGCCCGCUCCUGUGGGUGAGGCCAGAUGGCUGAGGGGGCUGAGAGGACCAGGCGGUGGAGGGGCCGGCACCCAGACAGC